UAUACCACAAAGUCCAUCCUACUGUAGCGAUAGUCAUCAACAGUAUAGUGGUCAUGUUCUUGAGAGAUCCUACCGCGAUUUAACGAGCAAGAAAGGGAGUGAUGUUUGCAUGGCGGGACAAGCAUGGCACAGGUUUUGUAGAUCCCUAUACGAGUCUUUAGCUUCCUUUCGUUGAGGGGUCAAAAAAUUCAAGCUUUGUUCUUUUCUCAUGAAUAUUUUUUCUUGGUCCUGGUCCCUUGUGUGUCUGAAGCAUCUAUCUCAUAGCUAGGAACAUUUUCAAGAGACCAGCAGAGCGGAAAACAUUGAUUUAAAACAAACAUCUCGUAUAUAACACCCAGCGUAUUCUUCUCGUCCCAGUCGAACUUCAUCCUGUGUUCUUCCCAAAGCUUCCACAGGCAUUUUCUAGUUUCUGUUCUUCUUUUUUCUUGUUGAUGGUGCCAUGCAGAUGGGUCGAUCUCCUUGCUGCGAGAAAAUCGGUCUCAACAGGGGUCCAUGGACUCGUGAAGAAGACACGCUCCUCACGCAGUAUGUCAACGAGCACGGCGAAGGGUCUUGGAGAACGCUUCCAAAGGCCGCAGGACUCCGUCGUUGUGGGAAGAGCUGUAGGCUUCGCUGGAUAAACUACCUGCGUCCCAAUCUCAAGCACGGAAACAUCACCGAAGAAGAAGACGAGCUUAUCGUCAAACUCCAUUCUUUACUGGGCAACAGGUGGUCUAAAAUAGCUGCUAGGCUCCCCGGACGAACAGACAACGAGAUCAAAAACCACUGGAACACACAUCUCAAGAAGAAGCUACAGGGCAUGGGAAUCGACCCAAACUCGCAUCAGCCGUUGGAUCAGCCCGGCGCGUCCGCCAACUUUCCACCCACGGAGAGUAAUGAGUCGUCGUCGCCAUGCAGCUGCCACCAGGACGAAAGGGUGGCGAAGCUGGCCAUGGACGACGGCGACAAAGCUCAAGUUGUAACGCAAGAAUGUUCGUCAACGCUGCAAGGUGGUGUCUUGCUUCAACCAGUCAGCACGCGAGUCAACCACUUGAUCCAGUCCGAGCACAGCUACUCGGAGAUAUCCGAUACCGCUGACAGCAGCAUCGCCCUCAAGGAUUAUUUCUUUCCGCCCGCUUUCUACUGCGAUGCCACGGGCGAUUCGAGCUUCAUCAUGGACUCGUUCCACUCGGAUAUGUCGUGGGACGUGGAGAUUGUGAGGCCCAUCGACAGCAGCGGCGUGGAAGGAUCCAGCAUCGUCCCCGGCAACACCGAUCACCUCUGGUUCUAAACGAGUUGAAAUCCUGUUGACCUCAUAAAAGUUUUAAGAGAAAGCACGCGUACUUAAUGCCU
Molecule: messenger RNA, 1332 nt
Organism: Selaginella moellendorffii
Lineage: Eukaryota; Viridiplantae; Streptophyta; Lycopodiopsida; Selaginellales; Selaginellaceae
Product: myb-related protein 308
Exons: 3
Coding region: 440-1270 (276 amino acids)
Source: RefSeq, a predicted model, not a curated record